Molecule: messenger RNA, 1714 nt
Organism: Erythranthe guttata (spotted monkey flower)
Lineage: Eukaryota; Viridiplantae; Streptophyta; Magnoliopsida; Lamiales; Phrymaceae
Product: patatin-like protein 2
Biological process (GO): lipid metabolic process
Molecular function (GO): monoacylglycerol lipase activity; glycerophospholipase activity
Source: RefSeq, a predicted model, not a curated record
ACUAACUUUGUUGAAUCAUAUAAAAUAUGAUUCCAUAUUAUUUUUCUAUGCACAUAUAUAAAUCAAAAUUCUUAGCUUCAAAAAGCUAAGUGAAUACAAAAGACAAUUCUUACAAGGUAAUAUGAUUCACAUCUUCAAAACACUCAUCUCAUAUUUAAGGAAAGAAUCAUAAAAAUCAAGAAAAGUGAACUUGUUCCAAAUACAACUAAACAAGAUUGCUUCUUGUCCAGGACUUGCAAAAUUAAAUAUAAAACCAAAAAAUGCCAACAUUUAAACACAAUAAUUCAUCUUAAUUAAUUAAAAAAAACAAAUUUAAUUUGUUCUUAAUAAACAUAUGUAUACAUGGCUCCUGAUCCUAAAAAAGGAAGUAUCGUGACUGUCUUAAGCAUCGACGGAGGUGGCAUUAGAGGCAUAAUCCCAGCUACGUUUCUUACAUUUCUCGAAUCCAAGCUCCAGGAAUUAGACGGGCCGAAUUCAAGACUCGUAGAUUAUUUCGAUAUAAUUGCUGGAACUAGUACAGGGGGUUUGUUGGCAACGAUGAUUACGGCCCCUAACAAGGAGAAUCGGCCUAUGUACACUGCCGAGGAAAUUGUCGACUUUUAUUUGGAGCACUGUCCUUGCUUAUUUCCUGGUUGUGAGCGGCAUAACGUGGUGAAGACGAUUAAAAACUUAUUCGGGCCGAAGUACAACGGCAAGUAUCUUCGGACAUUGCUAAGGGAAUUACUGAGUGAACUCAGAAUAAAGGAUACAUUAACUAAUGUUGUUAUUCCAGCCUUUGAUAUCAAGCGCCUUCAACCAGUUAUCUUCACCACCACAGAUGCAAAGGAAAAAGCGUACAAAAAUGCAAAAUUAUCGGAUAUUUGCAUAAGCACGUCCGCGGCGCCUACUUUUCUGCCGGCACACUAUUUUGAAACGGAAGACGAACGAGGAAAUGUGACCACUUAUGACCUCAUUGAUGGAGGUGUUGCGGCCAACAAUCCUACUCUAAUAGCAAUAUCCCACAUUUCGAGUGGAAUAUUGGCGGGAGAUUCGGAAUAUGUGAACAUGGAACCAUUAGACAGCAGCAAGAUCUUGGUCUUGUCUUUGGGCACUGGUAUAGCUAAGCAAGAAGAGAGGUACAAUGCUGAGUCAGCAGCUAGAUGGGGCUUGUUUGGAUGGGUUUAUAAGAAAGGCAACACCCCUUUGAUGGAUGUUUUCGGCGAUGCAAGCUCCGAUAUGGUCGAUAUUCACGUCUCUACCCUCUUCCAAUCCCUUCAUACCAAGAAAAACUACCUUCGAAUCCAGGAUGAUACAUUGUCCGGAGACGAGUCUUCUCUAGAUAUGGCAACUCCGGAAAACCUACGAGCACUUGCUGACGUGGCGAAACAACGGCUAAAGAAAAGGAUGUCGAGAGUAAAUCUAGAAACGGGGGAGUUUGAGGAAGUUGAAGAAGAGGGCACAAACGAAGAGGCUCUUAUACGUUUCGCAAAGUUGCUUUCGGACGAAAGAAAGUUAAGAGAAGAAGGCGAAACACAUAGAACGAUUGUUAUUGAAUGAUAAUUGUUUUACACAUUAUUCAACAUUCAGCAUUCAGUGCCCGACAUUAUUGAAUAACGAAAUCAAAGGUCUUUUUGUCAAUUCAUUGGAAAUAGUACUUCCACCAAAUUAUUCAAUUUUCAGCGGUCGAUGCUCAAUCGUGUCAAACUCAAUAAUUUAUUGUUCUAAUUUUUUUUAU